UUCCAGCAGUGAUGUGAUUCCAUACUUUGAGCGGGAGGCGGUGCUGCCGGAUGAUGCCGAUCUGUGUUUUCCAGCAGUGAUGUGAUUCCAUACUUUGAGCGGGAGGCGGUGCUGCCGGAUGAUGCCGGGCUGCGCGCUCCUUCCUCCCGUUAUGUGCGCGCGCUUCCAGCGGCAGAGGUGAGCUCGCGCCGCUGCUCGCUCGGCUGCCUGUCGGAUUUCCUCCUGGAACGUUAGCUGGACGGCUAACAACAAAAAAGGCGAGCCAUGAAAAGCCGCUGGAACCAGUGAAAGUGAACGCAGAGCUUAACUUUGGGACGUUAAUGUGUGGAAAUUCACCCGUGAGCAGACUGGUGGAUCAUGUCGUCGCCCCCGAAGGAAAGUUUGUGGUGAAAUUUCCACUUGGGAAAGGCUAGCUUAGCGGCUAGCCCCGCUGCGAACUAUUUUUAAUUGUCUUUGGGCUCCAUGGCUCCGUCCGAACCUUUACAGGCCUUCUGAACUCAAACAUAAAUCAGAUAUUUGAAGGGUGACUUGAGGAUACUUGGCCUUUAAGGCUGAGGGGGAAAAUGAAGAAGCAAUUCAACCGGAUGAAACAGCUCGCUAAUCAAACAGUUGGCAGAGCGGAGAAAACAGAAGUCCUCAGCGAUGACCUCCUGCAGAUUGAACGGCGCAUGGAGUUGGUCCGCGUGGUUUCCCACAACACACACAAGAGGAUGGUGUCAUGUCUGCAGGGCCACAUCGGAGCAGACACAGAGAAGCGUCAUUCCGUACCACGCCUCUAUACAGGAAACGGUCAGAAAAAGCUUCCUCUGACGGCGCUGUCCCAGACGAUGGUGGAAAGCGGGAACCAACUGGGAGAAGACUCCCUGAUAGGGAAAAUGAUGGAAGUAUGUGGCGAGGCAGAGAAUCGCCUGGCGUCGGAGUUGAUGCAACACGAGCUGCAGCUGGAGAAGGAUGUUCUGGAUCCUCUCAGCCAACUGUCAGAGGUGGACAUCCCCAACAUCCUGAAGCAGAGGAAACAGCUGGCCAAAUUGGUGCUGGACUAUGAUUCUGCCAGAGCAAGGUGGUUACAGGCAACCAAGUCAAUAAUCUCAGGAACAAACACUCAAGCACUGACAGCAAAAGCUGACCUGCUGAAGGAGGAGGUCGACGAGGCCAUGAACAAAGUGGAGCUUUGCAAGGAUCAACUUGCUGCUGACAUGUAUAGUUUUUUCUCUAAAGAAGGGGACUAUGCCCGUUACUACGUUAUGCUCUUAGAAGCUCAAGCUGAUUACCACAGAAAAUCUCUCACUGUUCUGGAGAACGUGCUGCCGACCGUCCAGGCUCAGCAAGACUCGUGGAUGGAGAAGCCUGCGUUUGGUACCGGACUUGAUGAGCACCUGAAGAGGAGUGGCAGAGAGGUCGCUCUGCCCAUUGAAGCCUGCGUCAUGAUGCUUCUCGAGACUGGCAUGAAGGAAGAGGGCCUGUUCAGAAUCGGAGCGGGGGCAUCCAAGCUGAAGAAACUGAAGGCCGCACUGGACUGCUCCACUUCACAGCUGGAGGAGUUCUACUCCGACCCCCACGCCGUUGCCGGAGCACUAAAGUCUUAUCUGAGGGAGCUGCCGGAGCCGCUGAUGACCUACCAGCUGUAUGAUGAAUGGAUUCAGGCAUCCAGCGUGUCAGACCCAGACAAGAGGCUCCAGGCGCUGUGGGUCGUAUGUGAUAAGCUACCAAAGAACAACAGAACCAACCUGAGGUAUCUGGUGAAGUUUCUUGCCAAGCUGGCUCAGGACAGCGAAGUCAACAAAAUGACCCCUAGCAACAUCGCCAUUGUCCUGGGACCCAACCUGCUCUGGGCCAAGACUGAAGGGAGUUUAGCUGAGAUGGCUGCAGCUACCUCUGUGCACGUGGUGGCCAUCAUAGAACCCAUCAUUCAGCAUGCCGAUUGGUUCUUUCCUGGGGAUGUGGAGUUCAAUGUAUCUGGCAUGUUUUCGAUGCCCACACCUGUGUCCAACCUCAGCAACCACCUUGAUUAUGAUUGUAGCACCAUGGAGAGGAAAAGGCCGGGCAGCAUGGUGGGACCAGAGGGUGACACCACACGUAAAGAUGGCACCCCUAACAAGUACUCAGACCACACCCACCGCAGAGGCAGUAGCACCUUAGGUAGGAAGCCACACACCUCACCCGCCUUCCAGCCCCCUUUGCCCCCCGUGGAGGGGCAGGGCCACGGGGCCACGCCACUCCUCCAGCCCACCGCCGAGUCUCAGCCACAGGCCCCAGCAGGCGCUUCAGGUUCCAACGCGUCCCAUCAAAGCUUGGCACAGAGUCUGGCAGCUCUGGCAGCAGCUCAGCAGCUUCUCGCCCAGCACACGGAGGAGCUCAGCAACCCAAAGCCACGGGACUCCUCAUCAGUUCCAGCCCCCGUGCUUCAGAGGAACGGGUCCUCAGUUGGGGGGCAGGUUGGUGGAACGGGACAGCUGGGCACUGGGACCCCCGGGGCUGGAUCCAUGGGGCCCAGUCCCCAUAUGAUGCGCAGAGGUACUAAGAAGCCAGCUCCAGCCCCUCCCAAACCAGCUAACCCUCCUCCCUGCCAGCCCUUGAGUUCCACGGUCCAUCUCCCUUCUUCAGGCUCCUCCCAGUCCCUCAGCCCCACUUCCAGACCGCUGUCCAGCCACUCGCCCACGUCCCCCAGCUCUCCGACACCACAGCCAAGUGCCACACCGCGGCGCCACUCCAGCAACCAACCGCCAAUCCACGCACCCAGCCACCCUCCUCCAGAGCCUCCGAUGCAGGUCAGCCCCCCACUGCAGCCCACGUCGCACGGGGACCAGCACAACAGGGAUCCUUCCCCUCCAGGCACUCCAACCCCUCCAGACACCCCGCCACCCCCGUCACCCACCCAGGACGGCUCCGGCUCCAGCACAGUCACCUCUCCAUCCCCUUCUUCCUACCACUCUGGUUCCCUUCCCCGACCGCGCCCCGUCCCCAAACCCCGAAACAGACCCAACAUCCCACCUCCUCCCCAGCCCGCCCCACCUGCAAGCGAUACCAACGGAAUCUGUGGGACUGCUUACAAGAUGAUGGAUCCGGCAGUGUCUUUCAAAGCCGUGAGUCGAGCUUUGGUCCCUGAGCCGGUUAUAGACCAGCAGCCAACGACAGCCUCUUCGCUGCCGCCUUCCAAAGACUGUGAGCUGGACAUCGAGAGCACUGUCCUUUAAGGAGGAGAUGCCGACUGACCCAGUACCCCGGCACGCCGCCUCCUCCUCAGACUGCAGCUUCUCCCAACACACAAAACUCUCCUGGUGUCAACAUUCUGGUUCCAAAAGGGUUUAAUCUGUUGCCUGCUGUUUUUUUUUUUUUAAAGCAGAUUAACCAAAGUACGUGAUGGUGUCAGGAACAUCUACUAACGGUCUCAGCAUGAACUAAUUUACUGAAGGUCACUUAUUUGAAUAGCGUUAUUGGCUGUGAAGGUGUUUCUUUAAGUUCUGAUUGCACAGUUUCAAACAGAGCAGAACUCUACAAGGGCGGUGAAGCAACAAUUCAAAUGAUUGUUUUAGGCUUGGGACUGAAACUGGUGCUUCUUUUCCUCAUCUUGGAAUCUGUUAAUAUUUUUAAUACGAAUUGUUUAUUUUUCAAAAAGGCAAACUGACCAAACACCCCAAAACGUUUGAGUUUUCAUAGUCAAAAAUCUCAUCUUUAAAUCAUUUAAAACUGUUUUAACAUUUCUUUAAAAUGGAAAGAAAUGAGUUCAGAAAUUAGUUUAUCCUGUUUGAGUGUGAUUCUUUAACUACGGGCACUAUUGGCCUUGUAAAUGUAAUUUCCACCACACCAUUGCUUUACAAUAUAAAGCGCCUUGGGGCAACUGUUUGUUGUGAUUU
Molecule: messenger RNA, 3854 nt
Organism: Thalassophryne amazonica
Lineage: Eukaryota; Metazoa; Chordata; Actinopteri; Batrachoidiformes; Batrachoididae
Gene: arhgap17a
Product: Rho GTPase activating protein 17a
Exons: 21
Coding region: 564-3194 (876 amino acids)
Biological process (GO): regulation of Rac protein signal transduction; signal transduction; positive regulation of GTPase activity
Cellular component (GO): cytosol; intracellular anatomical structure; cytoplasm
Molecular function (GO): protein binding; GTPase activator activity
Source: RefSeq, a predicted model, not a curated record